Penicillium samsonianum is the source of this 396-nucleotide messenger RNA. RefSeq names its product Zn(II)2Cys6 transcription factor domain-containing protein. Bases 1 to 396 code for a protein of 131 amino acids. Gene Ontology annotation, biological process: regulation of DNA-templated transcription. NCBI's taxonomy places the organism in Eukaryota, Fungi, Ascomycota, Eurotiomycetes, Eurotiales, Aspergillaceae. The record is from RefSeq and is a predicted model, not a curated record. Gene Ontology annotation, molecular function: zinc ion binding; DNA-binding transcription factor activity, RNA polymerase II-specific. The transcript has 2 exons.
AUGAUGAUGCCUCACCAGACAGUAAAUCACUGCCUAUGCACAAGAGGCGCCGUGUCGGCCGCGCAUGCGAUGAAUGUCGUCGAAAAAAAAAAGAUCAAGUGCGACGGCAAACAGCCCUGCACCCAUUGCACAGUCUAUAGUUAUGAGUGUUCGUAUGACCAGCCCUCCAAUCGUCGUCACAACCCUGCCCCGCAAUAUGUCGAGGCUCUCGAAACCCGCCUCUCCAAGGCCCAAGCCUUUCUCCGAACCGUUCGCUCUGAUGUCAACCUCAACGACCCGCAGCUAGAUGUGCAUGCGACGGAACAGAUAUUAGCCGCCCAGAAAGGAAAAAAAUGCGACUGGAGAUGCCAAACCGCCGAUUGCCCAGGCGGAUUCUACGGCAGAGACGGGGGAUGA